Fomitopsis serialis is the source of this 2189-nucleotide messenger RNA. Its product is annotated as Mis12-Mtw1 protein family-domain-containing protein. The record is from RefSeq and is a predicted model, not a curated record. The transcript has 8 exons. Gene Ontology annotation, biological process: cell division; mitotic sister chromatid segregation. Gene Ontology annotation, cellular component: MIS12/MIND type complex. The coding region runs from base 128 to 1753 and encodes 541 amino acids. NCBI's taxonomy places the organism in Eukaryota, Fungi, Basidiomycota, Agaricomycetes, Polyporales, Fomitopsidaceae.
GCCGACUCUGUUUGUCUUACGCCCCCACCAUCGCACGCGUCGGCGAACGCGUCCUCCGUCGACCUCGGUCUCAAGACCCACGGGAACGACCACCUACAUACACGGAACGCUAGUUGUGGACUCAUGCAUGUCUCGGGCCGUUGUGGAAGUGCAGAUGAUACCCAGCCAUUCGCAGCCACCACCAUCGAAGCGCAAAGGAAUCGAUGAUAUGAAUCCGUUAGGGAACGCGUCCAAGAAGCAGAAGAAGGAGAAAUCCACAAACAAACGGAAACUCAAUGGCGAAGAGCAACCAGGCGGCCUGGUCAUUGUACGCGCACCCUCCGUACCCUCCGAGCCCUUGCAACGUCCACCCUCGCGUCAACCUUCAUCCCAAUCCCGCCCUGGCGAACCCUCCAAACCACCAUCGAAGAAGUUCCGUGCAGAUGGCACCACGACGGCCGCACGCCAGCUCGCGAAGAACAAAGACAGACAGGUCCAGUCUAACACACGCGCUGAUCCUGAGGUUGACGAGGACGUGCGGCAGAUGCAGUCCGAGGCGGACACCCUGCGGCGCAAGUCGCAUGCAGCGGAGCAGUCCAUGGGCACACUUAGUAUGCCGAAGACACCCAACCGACAGCAAGCGCCGUAUUCGGAGCGGAGGGGCCGCGACGAGCAGCAGCCAAUACCGGAGCAAGAAACACCACAGAUCGAGCGGAAUAGGUUCAUGCGUGAGGGUGGGUCGAACCACAGGCGGAAAAGCUCGUUGACACGCGGGAAGCGGAUCAGUUCAAGCUACGAGGCGACAGGUGUCAUAUCACAACCGCACACGUCCGUGUCUGGCUCGAGCUUCUACAAACACAUCGAUGGCGACCUACCAGAACCGGCACGGGCACGACAACUACUCAUCUGGUGUUCACAUCGAGCGAUGAACCAGUCGGAACAGCCCGACGCGUCGUCUUCGAAACGGCGAGAGCCGAAGAACUCUGGAAAGGACCCACCACCGUUGAGCGCGAACGACGCACAGUUCUUAAGCGGGCCGAAGAAGGAGAACGAGCAGAACGUCAAGAACCGGGCGCGUGAGAUCCGGUUCAAUGCCCACAACCAACGGAUGAAGGCGGAGGAAGAUGCGUGGAUAGAGGUCACCAACCACUAUAAUGCCUUUCGUAUGGAAGUUGCUGCCGAGUUGGACAAGGCUGCAUCGACCAAAGCUAAGGGCAAACAACGGGCUGUACCGGCAGAUGACUGGGAUAUCGAUCCUAGAGACCUACCAGAUCACUUCGGAGGGAAGGGUGGCGUAGAGCUCGCACGGAAGCUCGUCAGUGGAGAGUUCGCACAGCAAGACCCGUUGAGCAGACGGCUGGACAGUCUGGAAUACACGAUCGACCGGGUGCAUUCCCUCUCAAACUCCGCACUGGAAACCACGCGCAUAGCGGAAACAGAUCUAGAUCGUCGCUUCGCGAUGCUCAACAUCUCACUAGCCACUCGCUCUCAGCCCGCACCUACCUCAUUACCAUCCACGUCUGGUGCCGUGUCGUCCUACCUCCCACCCAGUCUCUCCCGACCACCACCCACAACCGACCCACAAGAAUUGCUACGCGCAUUGUCCCGAAUCGAUGCAGACCGUCCACAGAACCAAGUGGGCGACGCAGCGCGACGGGCUGUGAGGGAGGUACAGCGUGCCACCGAUGCGCCUGGCGGGAUGACAGAGAGACGACUCACUGCAGGCGUAGCACCUCCCACACCACGCAAACCGCCAGGUACGCCCGGUCGAUGAGCGUCGCCUGUGUCACCCAACAUCUCAACUUUUAUUCGUGGUCGGACUGCGUCGGUUACGUGUCGUCUUCACUUCCUGUCUCGGUUUGUCCUUAACCAUUCAUUGUUGUCCGCUGUGCUCCAUCUGUCGGCCCAUUUUGUCGUCGUUGCUCUCUGUACACCCUAAAGCCUCAAGCUAAAGCCUUAUACACCCGUCCCGCAGAGUGUGCGCCUCGGCUCGCUAGGACCUGAGGAGAGACGGUUAUGUAUUCCUAUUGAAUAUUCUUCUCUCUGCCUCCAUAACCUGGGCUGUUGCCCUGCACACCGCUAUCCUAGGUACCUUCGUAUUUCUUGGAGAUGUAACAAGCUUCGUAAUGUGUAGUUUUGAAGUGCAUUGCGAGCAGGAACGCAUGGCUGUGACACGGACGCGUCCAAGUCGCGCCUCCCUUCCGACACGC